CUCCGUCUCUACCCCUCGUUACUUGUUUUUUUUUUUUACAUCGUUUACUAAUUUCUCUGAGCGGAUUGUGGUGUUCAUAGAGUUUUAUUUUUUCAACUGGAAAAAAAGGAAAAAUGGGACAACAAUCGUUGAUAUAUAGCUUCGUGGCUCGCGGCACGGUGAUCCUCGCCGAGUAUACAGAGUUCAAGGGCAAUUUCACCUCCGUCGCCGCUCAGUGCCUCCACAAGCUUCCGUCGUCAAACAACAAGUUUACCUACAAUUGCGACGGCCACACUUUCAACUAUCUCGCUGACAAUGGCUUCAGUAAGUCUCUCAUUCCGAUCUCAACAACGUCCUCAUGUGGGAUUUCCUAUUGUGUCGUCGUUGUUGAAUCUGCUGGGAGGCAGAUACCAAUGGCUUUCUUGGAGCGAGUCAAGGAGGAUUUCAGCAAGAGAUAUGGUGGUGGCAAAGCUGCCACUGCUAAAGCUAACAGCUUGAACAAAGAAUUCGGGUCUAAACUGAAGCAGCACAUGCAAUAUUGCGUGGAUCAUCCUGAGGAGAUUAGCAAACUUGCCAAGGUGAAGGCUCAGGUGACUGAAGUGAAAGGUGUUAUGAUGGAGAACAUUGAGAAGGUCCUUGACCGUGGAGAGAAAAUCGAGCUAUUAGUAGACAAAACUGAAAACCUUCGCUCACAGGCGCAAGCUUUUAGAACACAAGGAACAAAGAUGAGAAGAAAAAUGUGGCUAGACAACAUGAAGAUAAAGCUCGUAGUUUUUGGCAUCAUAGUCGCUUUGAUUCUCAUCAUCUUCUUGUCGGUUUGCCAUGGCUUCAAGUGUACUUAAACUCGAUCCCGAGCAAUUUAUCAGACCCACAUUUGCUUCUAAGCUCAUUAGGUGUAGUUAUCCCCUUUUUCUCUUUUCUCUUUUCUCUUUUCUUGUUUUCUCUUUUCUAAUAGGCAGAGAAAUUU
Molecule: messenger RNA, 946 nt
Organism: Eutrema salsugineum
Lineage: Eukaryota; Viridiplantae; Streptophyta; Magnoliopsida; Brassicales; Brassicaceae
Product: putative vesicle-associated membrane protein 726
Exons: 5
Coding region: 114-821 (235 amino acids)
Biological process (GO): vesicle-mediated transport
Cellular component (GO): membrane
Source: RefSeq, a predicted model, not a curated record